Molecule: messenger RNA, 867 nt
Organism: Mesorhabditis belari
Lineage: Eukaryota; Metazoa; Nematoda; Chromadorea; Rhabditida; Rhabditidae
Source: the annotation of a GenBank genome assembly
AUGAGAGAUUGGGCAAAACCGUUUGGAGAGAAGAUUCAGACUGCUCUCGACGACUACUUGAAAGCUGUUGAUGAGAAAAUUCUGGAGAAAUUCGAUGGACAGGAAAAUAUCGUUGAAAAGGCUCACGAAGCGCUGCUUUUGAUUCAGAAAGCAGAGUCGGAUCCCGAUCAGACAUCGACACAAAAACAGAAAACGAUUGACUACAUUCUGUUUUCACAAACGAUUCCCGUGAGAACGAUUGUUUCCGUUGCCCGGAACAAUGCUGUUUGUGUGCCGAGAACGACCACAACUUCGGCGCCAACAACCACAACAAUGAAUCCGUCUGAGAUCAAAAUCUACCCGUCGGAGCUUCUCGAAGCCAUCGUUCGACGCCACUCGCUGUGCAUUGGUGGAAAAACUCAAUUAUGGGGAAUCGUAUUGGUAUGCGGUUUAAUUUGCGGUUUCAUCGUUCUUCUUUUCUUGAUCGUUCACAGUCAUUUCUCGCUUAAAACCCGAAAAACAAUGACGAAAAAAGUACGCGAUUUGUCGCAUACUCUACUCAUUUCAAUGGGAUUACAGGCCUUGGUCUUUCUCGUUUUAAUCAUUUUACCAAUGCUAACGUUGAUCAUCAAAUUUCAUGAUAACAACUACAAUGAAGCUUGGACAAUCUCGACGAUCACUUUCGCCCUCCACAACAUUGUCUCCUCGAUUUUCAUCGUUCUAUCCACGAAAUCCUAUCGAUAUUUUGCUCUAAAAAAGAUCACUUUUGGAAGAGUUGAUUUGGAAAGCACUAGCAAGAAAAUCACUCCAAAAUUGACGCUAAUCAAUGGACUUUCCCCUCCACGCACAAAUAAUCAAAGAAGACCGGCUUUUAGAACAUUAUUUUAU